UUCGAGUUCCAUGAAGGCAGCAAACACUUGAAGAGUACAGAUGUUUGACGAAGCACUUGCUUUAUUGCAUCUCGUGGAAUCAGCCAAAGAUAGAUAGAUGUAAGGGAAGCAGCAGAAGCUGGAGAAAGUAGCAAUGGCAGGUGGAUUAAUGCGUGUGCAUUUGGAUGGAGUAAAGAUGAGAACGUGUCGUGAAGCUCCAACAGCCAUGCACAAGUAUUCCAUAAGGUAAACGACAUGAUUUGAUCUUUAGAGAAACAAUUCCAGUAGAUUUAACCUCCUUCUGCACCAGCAACACACAAAGCUCUCCUCCGCCGUCUAUCAUCCGUUUCGGGAACACCGGAUCCCACCGCCUGUCCGAUGGCGACCGCCCAUGCCUUAUGGUCUCAUUGCGUCAUCCACCCAACGCACAUGUUGGAUCGACCGGAGAGCUUAUCCCCACCGUCCCCUCGUCAUCUUCACGAGCGAUGACAAGGAGCGCACACAGCUAACGGAAGGCGAAGGGGGCCGGGGCGGGGGCGAGGGCAGCGCCCGCCAUCACACGUCUCGGAGUAGACAUCCCCGGGUGGUGGGCAUGUCACCUCCUGUUCUUGUAUGAAAAGUGUGCACUCAGCGGCCAUGUACCCACGACGAGCUUGUCGUACUCAAGCAGCGGUUUUGGCGCCACCUGCGCGGUCGACGUCAGGUGCAGUAGCCUAGACCAAAUAGGCAACCAUCCUACGUGAAACAAAAGGAAAGAGGGAGGGCGGAGCACGUCAAUCGAAGACCAGGUCACAAGCUUCUGCUCUCCAUGUCGCCAACGGAAGGCAAGCUCAGCCACUUGAGCAUGAUGGAGGCGAGGCUGCCGCCGGGGUUCAGGUUCCACCCGCGGGACGAGGAGCUGGUGUGCGACUACCUCAUGAAGAAGGUCGCCGGCGACGACGGCGGCGGCUUGUAUGGCUGCCACAUGAUGAUCCACGUCGACCUCAACAAGUGCGAGCCAUGGCACCUUCCUGAGAUGGCAUGCGUGGGCGGCAGGGAGUGGUACUUCUUCAACCUCCGGGACCGGAAGUAUGCGACGGGGCAGCGGACCAACCGCGCAACCCGGUCGGGCUACUGGAAGGCGACGGGGAAAGAUCGGACUGUGAGCCGGAGAGGUGUGCUUGUUGGCAUGAGGAAGACUCUGGUCUUCUACCAAGGCAGAGCACCCAAGGGAAGAAAGACCAACUGGAUCAUGCACGAAUUCCGCAUGGCUGGAUCUGCUCCUCAUCCACAUAAAACUCCUCUCAUGGAAGAUAUGGUCCUAUGUAGAGUGUUUCAGAAGAGCAGAAGUGCCACUUCCGAGCCAACCAAGGCGCCGCCCGGCAAUGGCGAGGCGGCGGCCUCUUCCUCCCUCCCUCCUCCCAUGGAUAGCUUCGCCGCCUUCGAACAGCAACCCCCGGCGAGCUCGGAAGUCCACAAGCAAGUCUCCGCCUUCUCCGACCUCGCCCCACACUGCGGAGCAAACGAUGGAGCCAUCAAUCCUCGCUUCAUGGUGCAAAGAAGCCUCCAGAUCAAGAGCUCGGGUUCUUCUUUGUUGAGCUACUCCACCGAGUUGGAGGGCAAUCCAAAGAGGGAGGUGCCUCCAUCUCCAUGCAUGGCUCCAAGAAGCUCAGGCAGCUACUUCACCGAGAAUGGCUUGUCAUACGUUCGGAACCCUUUCGGAGCUUUCUACGCCACCAGUUAGAUGAUCUCUAUAUGCCCAUCCUACUUGUACGCAUCCAAAUCUAGCUUUAGAUGGUUUAUCAGCACCCUGCAGUGAUUCCUCAUGCAUAGGGAAGAAACCAACAAGCAUUGUGUUUGCCAUUUUCGUCUUAUAUAUUGCUGCAAUUCUCUACUUCAGCUAUAUAUAUGGUUAAUUAAUUAGUAUCAAUAUUAAUCAUUGUUUUGCUAUA
Molecule: messenger RNA, 1910 nt
Organism: Musa acuminata AAA Group (dessert banana)
Lineage: Eukaryota; Viridiplantae; Streptophyta; Magnoliopsida; Zingiberales; Musaceae
Product: NAC domain-containing protein 21/22
Exons: 6
Coding region: 788-1702 (304 amino acids)
Biological process (GO): regulation of DNA-templated transcription
Molecular function (GO): DNA binding
Source: RefSeq, a predicted model, not a curated record